Thermothelomyces thermophilus ATCC 42464 is the source of this 701-nucleotide messenger RNA. RefSeq lists its product as uncharacterized. Lineage: Eukaryota; Fungi; Ascomycota; Sordariomycetes; Sordariales; Chaetomiaceae. The transcript has 2 exons. The record is from RefSeq and is a predicted model, not a curated record. The coding region runs from base 191 to 559 and encodes 122 amino acids.
CGUCUAAACAAAACGUCCGUUUUCACGACAACCGGCAAACGUCAUGCCGCGGGAGCGCGGUUCUACUAAUAGUAUUAAUUUCUAAAGUCAGAAGCCCCAGGUCUCCAGCUUCUGGAUUGCGCACGUCUUGGACGAAGACAAUCGAAAAAAAAAAGUACACCACAGACCACAGACGAACACGUACAAAACAAUGGGGCAGAAACAAUCCGUGGCACAGUCCACUUUCUUCUGCCCCACGACCGGCACUGAGAUUGACGACCCUCUGGGCCUCUGCGCGCGCUGCCAGGCCAACCACGACAUCAUCUGGCAGUCCGUCUUUGUGUGCCCCAACACCGGGUACCGGAUCGAGCAGCCGCCGUCGCGGCCCGACCGCGAGUGCCCCUCGUGCUUCCAGAUGCACCAGCCCUACAGCAAACGCGUCUAUAUCUGCCCCGUCACGGGCGCCACCAUCCCCCACCCGCGCGACACGGGCGGCCGGUGCCAGAAGUGCAACCGCACCCACGAGGACAACUCGACCCCCGUGAGCAGCAAGGAGGCCGUCAGCGAAAGGAGUCGAUGAUGUUUCUCUCACCUUCGUCUUUUGUUCUCCAAUGUUUUUUAAGUUCUCUAUGUUUGCCCAGCUCUCCCGGCCAAGAUAAUUACGUGUCUGUGUAAGGAGGGGCAGGUCGAGAGGGAAGAAAGGGGUGGGAGGGUCAUGUCAU